AUGACAGGAAGGCUGGCUAAUGCUACCUCCGUAAGGGGGACACUGGCCGAUGCCUUCCCUCCCUUAUACUUUGACCUUUGUGAUGUGAUAGACUACAAGUGGGAGCCUGGCACUACCCAUAAUUGGCAUCCCUCAACCACCUACUAUGGUUGCGGUCCGGCUUCCCACAGCAAAGAGAUCUACGUUUGCCCUGGACACAGAGUGAGCCGGCAGUGCGGAGGGCCGGGGAGUGGGUACUGUGCCCAGUGGGGAUGUGAGACUACUGGGGAUGCGUAUUGGAAGCCAUCCUCAUCUUGGGACCUGAUAACUCUGAAACGAGACGGUCGGCCUCCUUACACCUUGUGUAAACGGGACGCGAAAUGCAAUCCCCUCGUCCUCCACUUCACCGACUCAGGUAGAAGAGCGACCUGGGACGGGCCCAAAUCUUGGGGCCUGCGCUUAUACGUCACAGGGACCGAUCCGGUGGGUCUGUUCUCUCUAAAUAGACAAGUCUCUCCCCUGGCCACUCGACCCAUUGGACCCAACCCAGUUCUACCAGAUCAGAAGCCUCCCUCGCUCCCGGCACAAGCCCAACCCCCGUCAUUGCCUAAGGUCACCCAGGCCCCUGGUAGUACUCCCACAAGCCCCUUCUCCACAACGGGGGGCUCCACCAUUUUGAUCUCCCCAUCGCCAGGCACCGGGGAUCGAUUAUUCAAUUUGGUGGCUGGUGCAUAUCUGGCUCUCAACUAUUCAGACCCUUUUAGGACUCAGGAGUGCUGGUUGUGUCUCGUUUCCGGUCCGCCCUAUUAUGAAGGGGUAGCAGUCAUUGGAAAUUACACCAACCUGACUGCUGCCCCAGACAGUUGUGCCAAUACCCCCAGCCACAGACUAACUCUGCCCGAGGUCUCGGGACGAGGGCUCUGCUUGGGGAAUGUACCCCCCACACACCAGACCCUCUGCAACACCACUCAGAAGAUUCCCAUCGGGAACUACUUCCUGGCAGCCCCAAAAGGCACAUACUGGGCCUGCAAUACCGGACUAACACCCUGUAUCUCAGCCACAGUCCUCAACCAAUCCUCUGACUAUUGUGUAUUAGUAGAAAUUUGGCCCAAAGUCACCUACCAUGAAUCCGAGUAUAUAUACUCGUUUUUUGAGAAACAGACUCGUUUUCGACGAGAGCCUGCCACCCUGACUUUAGCUUUACUCCUAGGAGGAAUCACCUUGGGGGGAGUGGCCGCGGGUAUAGGGACCGGGACCACUGCACUCAUUGAAACUGGCCAUUUCCAGUCUCAGAGCUCUGACCCUUCUUGA
This is a messenger RNA of Rattus norvegicus (Norway rat), 1290 nucleotides long. NCBI's taxonomy places the organism in Eukaryota, Metazoa, Chordata, Mammalia, Rodentia, Muridae. The record is from RefSeq and is a predicted model, not a curated record.